CUCAUAAGCACAGACAAGCCACCCAGAAUUAGCUGCAAGAACUCGUCAAAGAGCCACCAAUGCCCUCGGAGCUUCUCAAUGCACUCUUCAAGCGCCGUUCAGAUGUGGACUCUUCCGGGCAGGUCUGGGAGUCGAAGCCAGAGGAGUCGUCAGCAGAUGCUGGGGCGCUGCACUUGGCUGGCCUUACCUUCGACGGGCCAUCAGCGCAGGAGUGGCUGAAGCAGUUGGAGCCUUCGCCGGAAGAAGACCUGCUGGCAGAGGCCAUCAACGAGGGACUGGCUGAGCGAGAAAAGACCGCCCCGUCUCACGUUCCGCUUGCCGUGAAGCCAGAGGAGGCCCGCCGUCUGAAAAAGCUGGCUGCAGAGUUGGGCUCGUUGCAAGAACUGUUUUCCAAGGAGCGUGAACGAUUGGGAGCAGAAAAAGAGGAGGUCCGGGCGAAGCAAGCCGAGAUUGCAAGACGGGAAGCUGAAUUACAGGCACAGCAAGAGGAGCACAAGAGGCGGGAGGACGCUAGAAAGAAUUAUCCUCAACCUGCAUGGCUCGACAAAGUUGAUGGCUGUAUAAACAUUGCUGUCGUGGGCAACUCUGGCGUUGGGAAAUCGCUGUUGAUCAACAGGCUGCGGAGAUUGCGAACACAAGCAGAAGGUUGGGCUCCGGUGGGAGUCAACGAGACCACCCGGGAGCCAACAAUGUACCCCUAUCCAAAUCAGCCGAGUGUGAGGCUUUGGGACUUACCAGGUGCUGGUACAGCUGCAGUGCCCGCAGAAAGCUAUCUGCAGGACAUGGGUCUUCGCUAUUUCGACAGUGUAGUGGUGGUCUCUGCGGGCCGCUUCACAGAAAUGGAGGUAGUUCUUCGUGCUGAGCUGGAGCGACACGCGGUGCCAUAUUACAUGGUGAGGACCAAGGUUGAUCAAGAUAUCGCAAACAACAAAGAGGACAACUUCACUGACAAGCAUGAUACCUUAAAGCAAAUCCGAGAUGACUUGGAGAAGACCCACAAGGUUGAGACGAGCAGUCUCUAUUUAGUAUCUUCUCGAGAUCCGGAUGACUAUGAUCUUCCCCGGUUGCUGGCAAAUCUAUUUCCUGGUUUGAAGCGUCAGAUGGAUCCAGAUGCCCCUGCCUUCUGCCCAGCUGGAACAGCAGCCUCCUCCCAGGCGACUUUUGCACCAUCAGCCUGGACUGAUGCCUGGGCUAUGCCGCCAGCACUUUCGCUGGUGUUGUCUGGACUUCAAGGAGGGUGGUGUGAUGCCUACGGAAGUACCUAUUUGGUGCAGAAUGAUUCCUGCCAUGUCACGCUGAGCACGCAACACUACACUGUAGUGCCGCUGACACAAGAGGGCAACGCUGUUUGGUGGCUACGGCGUUGGUAUGUCAAUGAAGAGGCUGUUGCGAGGGCCCGGCGAAGCAGGGAACUCCAAUGGAUCCCUCAUCAGGCACAAGAUCUGCCAUUAGUUUGGUGGUUUUGUCAUUGAGAUGGAGUGUGCAGCUUGCUCUGUCCGCUUCAGCAUUUCUUACUGCUCAUACAUCAUGCUGUGCCGUUCAA
This is a messenger RNA of Durusdinium trenchii, 1543 nucleotides long. The record is from the annotation of a GenBank genome assembly. Lineage: Eukaryota; Dinophyceae; Suessiales; Symbiodiniaceae.